AUGUUGAGCAAGAUCCAGAGCUGGAUUGCUAGCUGCGUAGCUACUCACCAUGAUUGUACCAUAUUCAACAAGUCCAUUCCGAAACGUUUAAUCAAGUUGGAUGGCGAUGCAUGCUUGAGAUCGCCGGAAACGCCCGUCCGCUAUGCUGCCCUGAGUUACUGUUGGGGAUCAUUCAAACAACCCACAACUACAAAGGCCAACGUUGCGAUACGUUACAACCAUCUCAACAUCUCCAACCUUCCGCAAACCCUCAAGGAUGCCGUAGUGAUGACUCGUAAGCUUGGGAUAGAUUACCUCUGGAUUGAUUCCAUUUGCAUUGUGCAAGACGACGAAGACGAUUGGGCCACAGAGAGUGCCAAAAUGGGGGAUCUCUAUUCGAAUGCAUACGUUGUUCUGGCAGCUACGGGGGCAAUUGUGAACAAUCACGGUUUCAUCGAGCAAACCAGACUGAGCCAGUUUCCUUUGUUCAAGCGAGGAUGGACCAUGCAAGAGAGACUCCUGGCCACUCGGACCGUGCAUUUUCUGCCUGACGAGGUAUUGUAUGAAUGCAAGACAAGCACAAGAUGUGAAUGUGGUACCAAAAACGACUCAACAUUAAACCAAAUCACCUGGCCGCCAAAAGAAAAACCGCAUAACCCUCGCUGGUCACACGAACUCGAAUUCAGCCGUGAGUGGGCGAACAUAGUCUCCGAUUACAGCAAGCGACACCUGACGUAUGCAAACGACGUACUGCCCGCGCUAUCAGGAAUUGCCCGCCGUACACUCUCAAUCCAGCCUGGUAAGUAUAUAGCCGGCAUGUGGGAAAAAGGCAUCGCCUUCCAACUGAGCUGGCACACAACAGAGCCAACAAAAGAC
Messenger RNA from Dothidotthia symphoricarpi CBS 119687, 855 nucleotides. Its product is annotated as HET-domain-containing protein. The transcript has 2 exons. Lineage: Eukaryota; Fungi; Ascomycota; Dothideomycetes; Pleosporales; Dothidotthiaceae. The annotation marks the transcript as partial. The record is from RefSeq and is a predicted model, not a curated record.